This is a messenger RNA of Linum trigynum, 264 nucleotides long. The record is from the annotation of a GenBank genome assembly. Lineage: Eukaryota; Viridiplantae; Streptophyta; Magnoliopsida; Malpighiales; Linaceae.
AUGACCCCUCUUUUGGGCCUACCUGGGCCAUUGAAGACAUAUAAGGGAGGAAAGAUUGACCUUUCUAUCAUGAAGAGCAUUGACAAGAAUGAAGAGAUCAAUAUGCUCAAUGGUGAAGAGAUAAUCAACUCACGGAAGAAAGAAGUGAAUGAUGAGAUAGUACAACACGUUGAGAUGGUCAGAGAGAACAUACAGAGUAAUGAUGCCGUGAGUCAGCUAUUGAAGCUCGGCAUUGAAGUCAAAGUAAUGAAGCUGAAACCCUGA